AUGGACGGCACACGCCUGCGUCGAAGUGUGGCGGCAAACGUUCGGCCGCCACUCGGGCAGCUCAAACAAGCGGUGCCUGUGGAUGUGACGGUGCUCCACACCGCGCCAUCUGCGUCGAUCCGUGUCACGACCACCCUCGACAAGACGGCGUACGACGAGUCAUGGGGCAUCCGCGGCUUUAAACUAUGA
This is a messenger RNA of Emiliania huxleyi CCMP1516, 189 nucleotides long. RefSeq lists its product as hypothetical. The transcript has 3 exons. The record is from RefSeq and is a predicted model, not a curated record. NCBI's taxonomy places the organism in Eukaryota, Haptophyta, Isochrysidales, Noelaerhabdaceae. The coding region runs from base 1 to 189 and encodes 62 amino acids.